Messenger RNA from Ostrea edulis (European flat oyster), 1478 nucleotides. RefSeq names its product P2X purinoceptor 7-like. Bases 242 to 835 code for a protein of 197 amino acids. The transcript has 4 exons. The record is from RefSeq and is a predicted model, not a curated record. NCBI's taxonomy places the organism in Eukaryota, Metazoa, Mollusca, Bivalvia, Ostreida, Ostreidae.
AAGAUUGAUUGUAUUUUGCUUAAAGAGUCCGUGAAGUCAAAGUCAAAGUUUUGAUUAAUUGGUGUAGAAUAACACGAAAGUCAAUAUCCCAAAAUUUUACAGUCAAUAUAGCGGCGAUAAGGAAAUUAUUCCCGUUCAAAGUUGUCGAUUUUCGCACCUGAUUAAAACCAAUCAAGGCAACUUCCGGUUGUACUAUUAUUAGCAAAAUACUUGCGUGACGUCACUUUACAUCAGCUUUGAAAUGGCAACUGUAAACGAUAACAGCGUAACCUCGGAUUCUUCGUCGGAUAUUGACCUACACAUGUCAUUUGAGAUAUCAUCCUUCGAAGAAGAACACGAGGAACAUCAGCAGGACAUAGUCCCAUAUCGGUUUGAACCUGAAGCGACUGAUCUUAGCGAAUCGGAUGGUUCAAGCGAAGACGAAGUCGACGACCAGCACAGACUAGAAAAUACAGAUUGGUGCAAUUGUGGAUCAUGCACACCCAUGCCCACAGCAUUAGAAAGCAAAUGCUGCUCUGAAAUUCCACAGAUUGUCGAGAAAAUUGAGUCUUAUAGUGAUGAUUUAACCUGCAUUACAAGACAUCCUGGAUUCCAGACUGUUUGUCUAGACGUCUUUGUCCUGGAGACUGCAUAUUACCAGUAUCGUUCUCAGUAUGGAGAUAUACAGAACAGCAUGAAUGAGAGAAACAGAUAUACCGCAUAUCGUCAACUAGCUCGUUGGUGUUGGGGCUACUUAGGAAAGAGUGUUCGAGUCCCCCUCCCCUCCUGUGCAGUAACAAAGAUCCGUGAGACAUUCAGCUCAGAGGAGUAUCACGGAUAUCAAGACCCAGAAUGAGAUGCACAAAGUUACUGCAAAGUGGUGGUGGCUGUAUUUCUGGCAAGCAGGAGACAGGUGGUUGAUGGGGUGAUGUAGCAUCAACUGAAGCUUCCAUGGAUGCGAAUGUCUCAGUCAUCAAUGAAGUUACAUACCCUGAAAUGAAGUCAAUAUGCAAUAACUGUGUCAUAUGAGAAUCUUAAUUUCUACUCUUCUAGGUGCUCAUUGUUUUCCAUAAAUUCAAAUAAAAUUUUUUAUGUUUCUAUUUUAUUGGUAUAUAUAUAUAUAUAUAUAUAUAUAUAUAUAUAUAUAGACUUUAUUUAGGCAUUCCCAUUAGUCAAGAGAGGAAGAGAGAAAAAGAGGAGAGGAAAGGAGUAUUGUUGUAGUACCAUAUGUUGAAUCUACAGUUCUCUUUCGCACACUGUACUCUCCAUGCUUAAACUUGGGAAAGCUGAUCUUGAACUGCAUGUUCCCUUCCUUUGUAGCAGCCUGCACUCUUGACGUAUUUUCAUUGAAAUGAAGAGCAGCAACGAUCAACCUUAAAACAAUAUUGCUAUAAAAUUACUUAUCUUAAACAUGCUUUGGUCAAUUCAACUUAAUUAGUAGAUUAUCAUACAGGAGCACAAAAAAUAUGGAAGGAUUUUAUUUUUAUAUAUAUAUUUCC